This is a messenger RNA of Cynara cardunculus var. scolymus (artichoke), 621 nucleotides long. RefSeq names its product serine/threonine-protein kinase prpf4B-like. The record is from RefSeq and is a predicted model, not a curated record. Gene Ontology annotation, molecular function: protein serine/threonine kinase activity; ATP binding. The transcript has 6 exons. Gene Ontology annotation, biological process: peptidyl-serine phosphorylation; peptidyl-threonine phosphorylation. Lineage: Eukaryota; Viridiplantae; Streptophyta; Magnoliopsida; Asterales; Asteraceae. The coding region runs from base 1 to 621 and encodes 206 amino acids.
AUGAAGUUUAAGGUGGCCGUGGCAAAGAAGACCCUUGAUAUCUCCAAGAGAAAGGACUUGCCAGAUCUACUCAUUCCUUGCUUUCUAGGCCUUCUCCUAUGGCCUAGUCUUGAAGAGAAAAAUGUAGAUGUCUAUGCCUUUCUAGUGGACAAGAGUUGCCUGAAUAUCAUUGACAAGCUACCGAGAUUUGUUGCAGGAAUGGAAGUUGGUCUUAAACUAACUGCUGUAAGGGCCUAUUUAAAACAACUCUUCAUUGCUCUAAAACAUCUUAGAAACUAUGGCGUCCUUCAUACCGACAUUAAGCCAAAUAAGAUGUUGGUAAACGAGGCGAAAAAUGUUCUGAAGCUUUGUGACUUUGGAAAUGCUAUGUUUGUAGGGAAAAAUGAGGUCACACCGUACCUUGUGAGCCGCUUUUAUCGUGCCCUUGAAAUAAUUCUAGGUUUGACUUAUGAUCAUCCUGUUGAUAUGUGGUCCAUUGGUUGCUGUUUGUUUGAGCUUUAUACAUGGAAGGUUUUAUUCACUGGUGCUACAAACGAUGAUAUGCUUCGCCUUCACGUGGAACUGAAAGGCUUUUGUAGUAACAAGUUUCUCACUUGUGUUUUUCUAUCGUGGCCUACAUAG